AACAUUGAAAUUGUAAUUUGUAUGUGGUUUUGAGUUUUGACUUGACGCUAUGUAUCAACAAAAUUAGGCUUUUUUAUUUCACAAAUUGUGAUCUUAAAAAUGUGAACAUUUACUUGUCAUGUGCAUUCUAUCGUUUUUAAGUAGGCAAUUAAUGUCGAUGAACCUUACGCUACCAUGUCUGAGCAAAUUGAAUUGGAUGAUUCCAACCUCUGUAUAUCUGAAGAUGCAUUUGAAAAAUUUCAAGCUAUCUCAAUGUAUGAAGAAAAUGAGUAUAUUACUCUGACCAAUGUAGUGCCGACACAACCACCUGAGGGUAGCCUUGGCGAUAAUACAAAAAUGAAAUCCAGUGACGACGCAAUGGUUAAUUUGAAUACCGACGGCGAAGUGUAUGUAAACACUCAGAAGUGCCCUGGCGAGCCACAGAGCCCGCAAUACGAGCUGGCUGAGAAUUGUGACAGCACAAAUGUUAUACAGCCGCCUUCCGGAGAGUCCAAUAAUUCCGCCGUAACAUCUAAACACGUUUACAAGAGAGAUAGAAAAAACAAAACAAUUACCGAAAGUGGUGAAAAUAUAAGUGAAAACUAUAGUGAAUCUGUGAACAUUGUAGACAGUACUAACGAACCUGCAGAGAGCAUUGAAGAUAUCCAAAAUUUUAUUCGAAAUACAGAGCCAGAAUUGACGCCAAAAAGGCGAGGGAGAAAACCAAAGCAUUACAAUAUUAGUGCUGAUGUUUUGUCAGGGCCAACAAUAGAAAAGUCUAAGGAAAGUAACAUAGAUACACUUGUUCCACCUUUGAAAACAGAAACAAGUAUUACUUAUAAAAAAAGACUACCAAGAAGAAGAGUUCAAUCUAGAAGAUCUCCAGAAACUUCAAUCACCAACAUCUCAUCAUCAAAUGAAGAUGAACUUGCAGUAGUUGAUAUCACCAACCAGAGUGUAUCAACUGAUACUAGUGAAGCAUCUAAACGAAUAAUGAAAAAAAGAGGUAGGCCAAAAAAGACAUCAGACAACAUAGAAACAAAUCAAAUACAGAGUACUAACAUUGUGGACAAUCCCAAGUCACCUGAUAUAUUAGACUCUUUACAAGAAGCCCCAGUUACCAAACAACCCAAAAAAAGAGGUAGGCCAAGAAAAAAUAGAAAUACUGAGCAAUUCCAAGGUGAAAGUGGAAGUGAAAAUAAUGUUUCAUCACACAACACCUCUUUAGAAUGUGAUGAUGAUGACAUAUGUUUAAGUAACAUAAGCAAAAUGGUCAAUAAAAAACCUGAUUCAGUCGAAGGAAUUGAUAAUGAGGAUAAAAUAGAAUUAAAUGAUCUAUUGGAAAUUGAUAACAAUACAAAACACACUGAAAAUGUUAAAAAGAGGGGUAGACCUAAAAAGAUACUUCCUGAACCUGUUUCUCAGGAGUGUGACAAAAAAAAAUCACAGGAGGAUAGCCCCAACAAUAAAAAAUUGCAUGAGGAUGGAGAUGACGUCUCUCUGAGUGAAUUUAAAAAGGCUUUAGAAGAAAAAAUUGCAGUACACAAACUAGAAGAGACUUCUGACACCAAAAUUAUACAACAGUCCUCUGAGAAAGACAUUAACUCAACAAAAAAUGAUGAACAGAUGCAAUGUUCCAGUAAAAGGAAUUCUAAAAUGCCAAUAAUGUCAGAUUUUGAAUAUAAUUUAGACAAUGUUGUUAUUGAAAAUAAAGAAAUUGAAAACACAGAUUCACAAAAAGAUGAUUAUUCCUCUCUUUUAGUGGAGGAUACAUCAAGGAGACCCACCAGGAAGAAAAUUAGAAAAACAUUACAGUACCAUGAAGAUGAAUCAGAUGAAGAUCCUUUUGCUAAUGUGGAACUCUCUGAUGAUGAACCUAGAAAGAAAAGAAAAGGUAGAAGAUAUAAUUCAGAUGAUGAAUACUUUCCUGGAGAUAGAACAGAACCAGCAACACCAAGUUCAUCUGACAGUGAAUCUAACAUUGAUUUGGACACUGACAAAAGAAAUAGAAAAAGAAAGUCCUCAAAGAAAGCAGACAGCCAGUCCCCAAGAAAGAAAGGACGGAAACCAAUAACAGAAAAGACUGAAGAAACAGGAAAAACUUCAGAUCAAAACAAUGAUGAUGAUUUAAUAACAAAUGAUAUUGAAGAUUGCCUUCAUUCAUCAGUCAUUAAAACAAAUGAUGAAACAUCUAAAGCUUGGGGUACCACAAAAGAGUUUGAGAAUUUCUUAGCAAAAAAAAUUCAAGGUACCAAUUUAAAAAUUAAAAAAGUUUCAUCAAGUGAAAAUGCAGAUACAAUAACUCCAUUACAAAUACCUACAAUAGAUACUAACGAAGCUAAAAAGACUAUAGAGAUGUGUUCUCAGACUACAAAAAUAAGUACAAGUAAUAUUCAAGUGCAAACUGGCUGUAUAUAUGAUGUCCCAAUGAAAGAAACUGUCAAACUCACCGCAGAACAAUCUGCAAAGUCAUGUGAAUUUUUAACAAGCAUAGUGAACACAACAGCAGAAUUAGGUAAACUCAUGACUCAAAAAUCUGAAGACUUUAUAAAAAAGAAAAUAAACACUGAUCAUGUCACAGACACUUUCAAGAUGGACUAUUGUGUCAGAAAAUCUUUCUUGUUAUUUAAAUUAGCUAAGCAUAACCUAACACAAAUGGAAGAAGAUUUAGCAAAUCAAUAUGAGCAAUUCCUUCAUAAACAUGAUUUAUUAAAAUAUAGAGAAGAACCAAAAACAAUAUUGCCAACGGCCAAAGCUGAUAGUGAUAGUGAUUGUGAGAUUGUUGAAGUACCACAGGAGGAAAAGGUAAAAAAAACUUCAAUAUCAGAAAAAUUCAAUCCCAAAACUGUCUUUCUCAACAAAGAAUUAUCAAUAAAAAUUGCCAAAAAGCCUACAGAUGAUAAAAAAAUUAACAUCAAAGGAAAACAUACAGUUUGGAUCAGUGAUUCUGUGAUGGUAAAGAAAGUCAAACCUACACAGUCUUUUUUAGCCCAGGACAGCCGAAAUAAAAAACCACCUGAUCAAAAGUAUGUUACUGCAGAAAUGGUAAGAGAUUUUUUUGAAGAUUAUUAUAGAAAAAAAACAUUGGCCACAUGCGCUUUAUUUACUUCGCCACAAUGGCUUAAAUUGAAUAACAAUUAUAUUUGUAACUAUUUUGUGACCAAACAAGGAUUUGCUGCUAGUACCAACAAUAACGAAACGGCAACUUUUGCUCUGACUAGUGCCAAUACUAGUGCUAGCGCAACUGACAUGACUCAAAACAUGAACACAGUAAAAGGUAUAUUUACAACAUCAGAAACUAUCAGUCCAGAGCCAUUAAUGACAUUAUGCACUAAAGUGCUACAAACUUUUUUUCAUACAUCAUCUUCUAAAAUAAAUACAAUAAACUCAAACAAUAAUCAACUUGAAGAUGCAAGUUACAAUAUAAAGGAAAAACCGAAAAGACUGAUGGAACUUUGCAUAAAUGUUCUCAAUUUUACAAAUGAUGUCAAGGAUAAACAAGGCCGAAAUGGAUACAUUCAUCAGUUGCAUGAACAAGUGCCUUCAAAGAAACCAGUUCCAUCAUUAAAAUCACUGUGUCACAAAAAAGUCACACAAUUACUUGUUAAUACUAUAGCGUCCCAUGAAUCAAUUUAUAAAUGUGAUAAUUAUCUGGAAAAUACCAAUUUGCAUCCAAAUAAUAAUAAUAUUGUAUUGAAGGAACAGAAAAAUAUUAAAUCCUUAUUUUCUCUAUGUACGGAAUGCUUUAAUUUUAGAAAUGAUUGUUCUGUCCAAUAUGUUCUUUAUCCUGAUACAAAACAGCAAGGAAAAGCAAUCCAGUCUUUGUUUUCUCUUUGCGUUGAGUCUAUUCGCCAUAUUCAUGAGAAUUCUAAUAAAAAUCUUGAGACCUGCCUUAAAACUGAAGACUUCAUGGAAGAAAUUAUGCCCAGCAAAAUAAAACAGAAUAAAAGAGAGUUGAAGUCUUUAAUUACUCUUUGUGUUGAGUCUAUUAACCUUAGGAUGAAUAAAUCUGAGUUACAGACUAUGAAGCCAGUAAUAAAACAAUGUAGCGGAGAUAUUAAAACAUUGUUUUCCCUAUGUGUGGAGUGUAUACAAAAUAUACAGAUGGCCCAAAAAAAUAGAUCUCCAAAAAUUAACAUACAAAUGACACCUUCACAGCUUCUACACACACCUCAAUCCUUAAAGAAAAUAUGCUUUAAGUAUAUGUUGGGUUUACUUUUUAAUAAUGAAGAAUUUACGUAUAUGAAUCAAGAUAUAAACACUGAACCAUUAUAUAGUAAUAAUGAUUUAACAGAAUGUUUUACCAUAAACAGUGUAAAUACAUUGUCUGAAGAAGCAUUCCAUAGUCUUCAAAACACUGCAGAGCACCAUCUUUAUCAAGAGUACGACAAUGAAGAAUCCUAUUUAAGUAACGAUGAUUUUGAACCACCCUAUGAAGAAACCGAAGAAUAUGGCAUAGACGAUAAUAACUGGGCAUCUCAAGUCCAAAUGAAAGAACUUAGAUCAUGUGCCAAAAUAAACAACCUGGCAGAUACACAUAAUAUAUUAAACGGCGACGGCUUAGACACCCUACCUCCUGUAGCCAUAAAAACUGAACCAAUUGAAGAUGUAUCUGAAAAUGUGCUCAAUUCCAUUACUGUAAAGAUUGAGCCUAUGAAUGAAUUAGAUGAAAUGAUCAUGAUCCCGGAUAGUGUCGUUACAAAAGCCGAGACAUCGGUAAAUUCUCAAAUCACUGAUCAUAGUCCACGUCCAGCUAAUAUCAGUUAUUCUGCGGAAACUUUUGAAGAAUUUGUGCGUAGAAGUAAAUUAAUGUAUUCUUUAGACGACGAGGGCUACAGAGAAAUUUACAGUCAAAGUAGUUCAAGAGUACGUAGACAGUUUGAACCAGACUACGAUGAGAUGAAUGAUGGAGUUGAUGGCCUUCUCGUUCCGCAUACUUAUACAAAUAUUUAUAGUGCAAAAGAUUGUCUGAUGGAGAGUAGUUCUGAUGAAAAUAAUAUUGACAAAAAUGCCGGAAAAAAGAGACCAUCUAAACGUAAAGUGAAACCAAAAAAGACAGCUACAAAAUCAAAUAGUAAAGACGUGGCCCCGCCAGUGAAAGAAAAAUCCAACUUGGGAGCCAGUGAAGUCGAUGAGCUUACAAGAAAAAUGAAAGAUAGAAUACGACAAGAAGAAAAUGACAGAAAGUCUUCCGAAUCAGAACUCGAAGAUUUGCCGUUAGGAAAAAGGAGGAAUAAAGGAAACGGAAAGGAUACUAAUAAAAAACCAGUAUUCGAUAAGUCUGCCAAAGAUGCAAUACAGUGUAACGAUGUAGAUUCGACCGAACCGAUAGACAAUUCGCAAACCUCUGUCAUUACAAAUGAUGCCGCGAAGAUUUCUUCUAAUUCUGUCGAAAAAAAUAAUUCAUCAAAUAUAACAGAUAAAAUAAGAACCCAUAGAAAAAAGAAUUUACACACAUCCUGUAAUUUCAAAGGACCUUUGGAACUCUUAGAAUGUGAACCUACUAUACAUGUAGAUGGUAAUGACGAUGACCAAAAUCUAGCAGAGAUUUUGAACGAAUCUAUUAGUGAUGGUGUAACUAAAAGCAAUGGUGCUAUAAAGGAAUCUAAUAAUGAAGUCACAAAGGAACAAUUGGCAGCUAAAGAAGGGCGUGAAAUUGUUGACCGUUGUGGUUGGUCAUGUUAUCCUAUUAAUACCAAAGAUACUAAACUGUAUCAAGAAGCUUUCGUACUAUUGGAUAAAUUGCCAGAGUCUUUUGUCCAGACAUAUCUUCAGUAUCAAGAAAUUACUGAACAUAAUGAGGUGGACAGGGAAAUAGACAGGUUAAUAAACGUAAAUUCAUUAAAUAGACUUUCCAAAGAGAAAGCGAAAAGCAAAUUGCGUAGCAAAGUCGGUGUUACUGAAAACAGUAAACCAAGCCAAAAAGAUACAAGUCCCAUACAUGAAAAUACUGAAGAUAGCGAACAAGUUUAUGAGUUCGCGCCUUCUGAUGAUGACGGAGCAAAUUUCGACGACGAGCUAUUGCCUCCUGUGCCUCAGAGGAAUGCAGACAACGUUUUAGCUAAAAGUUCCCUCAUGAAUGACGAGAGUGAUGACGAAGGGAGGUCUAGUCCUAAGCAAGUUAAUAUCAAACAAGAGCAUGGUGAUGCGCCAGUCAAGAAACGCCCAGGACCAAGAUCGAAAACGAGGGCAGAACCAACUAUUCCUGAAGGUGAAUUAGUCUUGACUGCUGACAAGAUGAUGAAAGAGGAACUCACAUUGCUUCAUGCACCGGUGAACAUGGACUCCACUGAAGUGAAUGAUGUGGAUACUACGCAUAAAGAGUUGGUUAUUCGAACUAGAAGUAAAACGCAUAAAAAAAUGCAGCAUACAAUGAAAAUCGAAGAUGACUCGUCUUCGGAAGAAGAGAAACAAUGGGUCAGCACUAAGGAAAAACUGCUGAAGAGGCUAAAAAAAGCACCAGAUGCUAGUGUCAGUGACGCUAAACGGGCAAAAAUGGUAACAGAGUUUAUUGAAAAACGUGGAGAUGGUACCGAGAGCAGGAAAGUGUCGCGAGCCAAAUAUCGUGGAUCAAAGAAGAAGUUUUUGGAACGAGAAAAACAACUGAAGGUGUUGUCGAAAGAACUAUACGGCGAAACAUCUUCAGACGCGGUUCAUCCGCGCAAGAGCUAUAUGACGACGAUGAAUUACAAAGGUCGCAGAAAUAUAAGGAAGGUUAUAGACAAGAAAUCUCUGGAAAUUAGUACCCUCAAGGCUAAUAUAGAAGAGUUGGAACGAAAACGCAGGUUGAAUGAGCGGCAAAACCGAUUGAGGGAGCACCUUGGCUGCGACGACAAUGUGAACGUGCUCGUCAUCAACGACGAAGUGUGCCUUGAGUACGACUUCGACGAGGACCAGCCCGUCGUCACCGUGCACGCGUUCUUUACUAAAGUCAUGAAGGCGCACCAGUACGAGGGCGUGAAGUUCAUGUGGGACGCGUGCUUCGAGAGCCUGAGUAAGAUCGGGUCGGGGCACCCCGGCGGCGGCUGCAUCCUCGCGCACUGCAUGGGGCUCGGCAAGACGCUGCAGGUGUUGGCGCUGCUGCACACCGUAUUAACGCACCCGCAAGUGGGUAUGAAGCGCGUGCUAGUGUGCUGCCCUCUGUCGACCGUGCUCAACUGGGUGGACGAGAUACACAAGUGGAUCGGACCCGUCACCGACCAGCUUAAGGUAUUCGAAUUGUCAAAACUAAAGAAAACAUACGAACGAGCGUACCAACUUGAAGACUGGUACAACGGCGGUGGGAUAUUUAUUAUCGGAUACGAGCUGUUCCGAAGUUUGACCACACUCGACCCUGUAAUUGACCACGUGCGUCCAACGAUUGUGAAAAAAAUCCGCAAAGCUCUACUAGACCCCGGACCUGACAUCGUAGUGUGUGACGAAGGGCAUUUACUAAAGAACGAUUGCUCGGUGCUCGCUGUGGCGAUGAGCCGCGUCGCCACCAGGCGCAGGAUAGUCCUGACCGGCACGCCCAUGCAGAACAACCUGAGAGAGUAUUACUGCAUGGUGAACUUCAUCAAGCCUAAUUUACUGGGGUCCUAUGCGGAGUAUUCUAAUCGAUUCGCAAACCCAAUAAUGAACGGUCAGCACAGAGAUUCAAGCGAGGAAGACAUCAAACUGAUGAAAACCAGAACACAUAUAUUGCACAAAGUAUUGGAAGGAUGUCUCCAGAGACAAGAAGCCUCAGUACUAUACCCGUAUCUGCCCAAAAAACACGAGUAUACUGUGUUCAUACCGCUUACGAAGUGCCAGUGGGAUCUCUAUAAACAUUAUUUGUAUACAUAUUGUAAACAAAACAAGCAAGGCAUACUGAAGGACUUUCAUAUACUGCAGAAGAUAUGGUCCCAUCCUCAAGUGCUGCACAACUUUCAUACUAAGUUGAGUGAUUAUAAGCGAACGAAAGAGGAAAAACUCGAAGAUGAUUUAGCAGCGGAAGACCUGUCGGUAGAUGAUAUAAAGCCUACUGAUACUGAGGUGUGGUGGCUGCAGUACCUCGACGGAGGCAACAUGCUGGAAUGUCUAGAGAGUUCGAACAAAUUCGUCGCUGUGUUCAGAAUACUCAAUGAGUGCGUUACGCUGGGUGAUAAAGUUUUAAUAUUCUCGACAUCGCUAUUCUGCCUGGACACGCUAGAGUAUUUCCUGAAAAAGAUCAACUGCUGGAGUCUGGGCCAGGAGUACUACCGGCUAGACGGAUCGGUGCCGCCUGAAGUGCGCCACAAGUGGUGCCGAGAGUUUAACGCCGACAACAACGUUAAGACUAAGCUAUUUUUAAUAUCGACUCGGGCCGGCAGCCUCGGCCUGAACAUGACGGCUGCGAACCGAGUGAUAAUCCUGGACACGUCGUGGAACCCCGCGCACGACAUGCAGAGCAUAUUCAGAGUGUACCGCUUCGGACAGAAGAAGGACUGCUUUAUAUAUCGACUCGUUGCUAUGGGAACAAUGGAGCAGAAAAUAUACGAGAGAUCUGUGACCAAGCAGGCCGUCGCGUGUCGCGUGGUUGACGAGCAACAGAUCGACCGACACUACAACAGCGCAGACCUCGCCGAGUUGUACAGACUGGACGAGGCGGGCGGGUCGGUGUCGGGCGGCGUGGCGGCGGGCGUGCGCGACGUGGCGCUGCUGCGCGUGGCGCGCGACGGGCCCGUGCACGCCGUGCACGAGCACGACUCGCUGCUGCGCGCCUCCGAGCCCGCGCUGCCCGAGCACGAGCGCGCCGCCGCCUGGCACCAGUUCCAGCUCGAGCGCGCCGCACAACCAACCAACGUACCUACCACGAAGAAAGGCAAAAUAUCAACAAAAAGUUUACAAAAUGCAAAAUCCAAAACAACACAAGAACAGAAUGAAAACGAUUCGCAAGAACCACAAACAAGUAAGGACAAAGAUGUAGUAAAUUGUUGCAUACCGAUUAAAAGUGAGAAGCCCGUGUUCUUCACAGACAAUGAUAUCAAAAAUGAAAUAGCUAACGACGUGGUGCACACUCUCAUAAAGCAAAAUUUCCCAAACAUGCAAGCGAUUAAAGACGUGACAGCAGUAGUGACCAUUGUAAAGAAUAUAGUUGAAAACGUACAAACUAGUGAACAAAAUAAAACCGUCGCGACCAUAGUUAUAACGAAAAGUAUGUUUGCACACGCGCACCUGCCACUAUCAAAACUGUUGAAUAAAGUGUCGCAUAAUUUGAACGCAAACAUUGAAGCACAAAUGAAACAACUCGAACAGCCCGUCAAACCGGAACCCGAGCCGCCAAAGAAAAGUGAAAGGUUAAAAGAAAAAGAAAUGGGACGACAAUUGAGAUCUCGAAGUAAAUUAACGGAGGAACCAUUACCUCAACCUAAAAAAAGAACUAAAACUAAGAAGAAAGCAGUUGUUGCGUCCGAAUUGACCAAUGAGCAAUGGGACAAUAAAAAACAAUCGAGUGGCGAUAGCAGCGCCACGGUUUCGGCUGAUGAAAGUGUAACCUUAACGGAAAAGCCCGGGCCUCUGUGUAAAAAAACAUAUAUAAAAGCUGCAAAGAAAAUACAAAAGCUGAACGACGCAGCAGAACAGCCAGUAACAACCGAUAACAGCAUGCCAGGAACAACCAAUAACAGCCUACCAGUAACAACCGACAAAAGCAUACCAGUAACAACCAAUAAUAAUAUAUCAGUAACAACCGAUAACAGCAUACCACUAACAACCGAUAACAGCAUACUACUAAGUGAUGACGAUGACGUCACUAUAGUGCAGACAAGUCAACCUCUAACUAUUACCACAAAAACAGCGGGUAAUGUAAAUCCGAAACCUGUGCAAGUUCAGAAAACACCAACUGCAAUGCCAAAAUCAAAACAAAUUAAACAGACUGGUUUAAUUAUAACCGAAACGCAGUCAUUGGCAACAAGCAAAGGAAAAGCCGUGACAGAAACCAGGGAUUCUGAGCCUGUGCCGUUGCACCCAUCGCUUCUGACUAACAAGAACUUCAUCACGAUCGUAGCUCAUAAGUAUUUGGAAGCGACGCCGUUGCUGGACGAAGACGCGGCCACGCUAGCGGCGCAGUAUAGCACGCAGAAAGCCAAGAAGGAAAUGGAGGAAACUGGCAAGAGUAUCACCAGCGGACCUCUGUACGAUAUCGCGGUCAAUUUAUUAGGCAUAGAGACAUUGGAAAAACUUAACAGAGUUACACCGAAAGUAACGAAAGCUAAAAAAGCAGAAGCGGCAGCGACAUUGCAGUUGCAGGAGUCAGUAAUUGACGUCGAAAAGACCAGUGCGUCUAAUGAACUGAAACCUGACAACACCCAGCUCACAAAACAGGUAGCGAAGCCGAAGCCAGCGCCAAAACAAACAACAAAAAAAGACUCGAACAUUAAGGAACACAAGCUUGUAAAACCUGUAGAAAAGCCGCCAAAUCCAACAGUACCUGCGGUCGCGCCACAACACACAGCACCUGUAGUAACGUCCACAACGUCUAAUGUUGUGCCGGUGGAACUGUUCAAGGGUCCCAGUAUACCGACCAGCAGCCAGUAUCCUCAACAAAACUACGAGGAAUGUAUCUUGCCCGACGACGACGACUCGCCAUCUAUAGUCGCAGAGACGCCACUGCCACCACCACAAAAUCCAGUGCCAGUUAAAGUUGCCACUGCCAAAACGGUGUCCAAUCAAAAAAAGAAAAAGCCUAUUAUACUUAGAACGGCGUUAAAAAUCGAUACAAAAUCGAGCCCGGGUCUGCAACCAGCAUUGGUCCAAGUGAGGACAGCCGGCCCGCAGAACGUGACGGUGGGCGGACUGAGAGGGAUGAUCUCAACCGUGGGAGGGAAAAUAGUAGUGGACGCGUCGCAGUUGGACAACACCAUCUGCUUGGACAGCGACGACGAGGAGACGGCGGCGCCGGCGGGCCCCGUGCCGGUGGCCCUCACCCGCGUCAACGCCUCGCAGGUGAUGCCCAUCACCCGCGUCACCACCUCGCAGGUGAUGCCCAUCACCCGCGUCACCACCUCGCAGGUGAUGCCCAUCACCCGCGUCACCACCUCGCAGGUGAUGCCCAUCACCCGCGUCACCACCUCGCAGGUGAUGUCCAUCCCUCGCGUCAACGCGGCGCAGGUGAUGCCCAUCACGCGCGUCGUCGCCAGCGCCGCGCCGAUCCUCUCGUCUGGCUCCUGUCUCAAUGUUUCCGCCGCAUCGGCCACAAACAAUUUCAGCAACCCUGUUGCCCUAAUUGGGACGCCCGUUGCUAACACUUCCUUAUUGUACACAGUAAACACUUCCUCAAACUCGUUCGUUAGUACUGCCAAUAGCUCGCCCGCUAUUUUGGCUGUCAGCGCUCCAUCUCCAUCGUUUUCCACACCCAUUGUCAGUUCGCCUAUCAGUAUCGUCUCUAAACCCGUCAGUUGCUCUUCAAGCCCACACAAAGCAGAUCAAGCUUCCUUGCCAAACACUAGUAUUUCAGACGAUUCGAAUCUCACCAUAAAGGCACAGAAGUCGAAUCAAUUCAUUUUAAAAAUAAAUAACCAAACUCUUAAACUUGUACAAACAACCCCUCCACCGGAUUCGGUCAAAACUAUUAUCAAGUUAGGAAAGAAUGACAUAUUAAUUCCGAACGCACUAGACAAAGAAGUGUCGGUGAGCAAAGAAACCAUGAAUCAAGACCAUAGCUCCGCGUCUACAAGACCAUCGACGAGAAAGGUUGUCCCCAUUAAACCUGCGCAAAGUGUUAACGCCAAAAAAAUAGUUGAGGCAUCGACAAGUCGCCGAUCGUCGUCUGUUUGCCUAUCAAGUGACUCCGACACACCAAGCUCGUCAAAUGCGAAACGCGAUGACCCUCUUGACAUAUUAAAAGACAUAGUUCACAUACAGGCAUAUACCAAUGAAAAUGAUCAGAAUGAAAAAUCGUUGCGGAAUAAAGGGAAAACCACCCAAGACAUAAGUUCAUCGUCUAACAAAGCAAAGACUUUGCAGACCAAUUCAAUGACCACAAAGGAAGUGAAAGCAUCCAACUCCGAAAAAAAAGGAUCGCUGAACUUCAGACAAAUAGCUGCUAAACCUAACACUACUGAUUUAGUAUUGCGUUUCAGCACGGAUGCAGUAAAAUCGUUAAAUAAAAAGCUAACUACCACUCAAGCGUCGUCUUCUAAACCUACAGACAAAUCCACAAUGAAGGCUAAGGAAAUAUUGAAUAUUAAAUUAGAUAAUCCUAAGGCGAAAAGUAACACAAAAUCUGUUCGAAAUGUUAUAGAUUUGACUAGUUACUGUGCUGUGGAGCCAAACAAAAGUAAGGAUACCAAGAAUAGUAAAAAAACAACGCAAGACAAGUCGAGACCCGCGGUGAUAAACCUGACUGACAAUGUUGUUUGCGUCGAGAAACCGCUGCUAGAGCUGGCGAAGAAUGCGUUAACCACUGUGGAUAUUACGGGAGAACCUUCGAGACCCAGACCCGCUACCAGAGCGAAAUCUGUCGCGCAACACACGCCAACAAAUGACAAAAAAAGAUCUUCCACAACUGUCGAUACGAAAUCCGCAAAGAAAAAGAAGGUCAAAGAAUUGACUUUGCAAGACUUCGAUAUAGACGACUUGGAUGAUAUUAUCGAGUUGGAAUGAAAGAAGUCUUUGAUUUUGGAUUAAAUUAUUACAAAGAAGAGUUAUAAGUUAAAAGUUAGUUUUAUCACUAAAACAGACGUUAUCUUUUUGAAUGUAAAUAAAUAUUGACAUACGAACUUAUGAAGAGACAUGAUACAUUUUUUGAAUGUACAUCGCUAGUACUACAUUAUCUUACUGGCGAUAUUAUGUCUAAAGGCAGUGAUUUUAUGUAAGUGUAACUUUAUACAGCAUAGACUACACAUUAGAAUCGAUAAAUUAUCAGUAAUCGAUUGUGAAAAUUGAAAUGAACGGUAAUUUUUAUUACUAGUUUAUUUUUGCGUUUAUUCGAAAACAUAAGUAUUAAGGGAACGGAAAAAUUAAAUGUAAACAAAUGUGUACCCAUUUUAACAAAAACAUUAUUUGAAGAAGUUUUUAUUUGUUUACCUUUAGAGUUUAGUUUCCUUGGGUAAUUAUAAGAAAACUGUCACCUACGCAAAAAAAUAUUUUAUAAUUGUUUUUUUUUUUUGCUACAAAAUGGUAUUCGAGUAUAUUUAUUGAUCAAAAUUUAUGCGAGAAUUUGAAAAAAUCUGUUAAAUUUGUCCAUUCCACGAAGCCGAUCAGGUGGAGGAAUUCCGCAAGGUGCAUUUCCACCCAAGAUGUGCGAAUAUUCGUAGCGAGGCUGUGAAACAUUGUGACUUUUUCAUUUUUUCACCAGAUCACCGCUUUGCGUCCUCGCACAUCUAGCGGAUACGCACCCAUAAUACUAGCACUACACUUGGCGUAUUCGUCAAUAUAUUUGCGCCUUUUGGGCAAAGCAAUAUCGACUUUGUGUACACUUGGCGUACUCGUUUGAGCCUUUUGGGCAAAGCAAUAUCGAGUUCGUGUUCUCUAUGUAAAAAUAAUGUGGCAUUGGCCAAAUAACGCAAAUAUUCGUUCAAAUGCGCCUAGUUUAGUGCCAGUACAAAAUUUAAUUAGAUGACGUUUUAAGAGAUUUUUUUCUUAACGUUCAAUUUCGCUCGGUUGGUCAUUGUUUAUGAUCAAUCGUCGAAGACCCUAAUUUUACUGGUUUAAUAUUGUUCCUAUGAGCCUCUAAAUGGGUAUUCUUCCGUGAUAUUCGGUCAUUUAGAAUUGAUAAGGCCCUUUAUUGCCAGCCUACGAUAGCGCAAUAAAUUGGUAUGAAAAAUUAAGUACCUAAAUUCACUUUUGCAUCUCAGUAAAAUUAUAAGGUUCAAACGUAAUAAAACUUGUUACUUGCGCGUGCGCGUACAGGUUUUAAAUUAUACCUGCCAAUUUUAAUAAUCUAACUCGACUAUAGUUGAAGGCCUCACAGGCCUAGUAAGAUUCUGUAUACACAAGUGUACAAGUACAAGAAAAAUGUUAGUACACUAGAUAGUGAUUCUUUUAAUUUCAUUUUUUAUAUUGUGAUAACGGAAAGGAUACACUUUUCUUUUUUUUUAAUUUUGUGAAUAUUACUUUACUAUAAUUACACGUAGACAUUAUGAACGUUAGUGUAAGUUUAAUAUUAAUUAUAUAAACAUAACCUCUGAAGAAAUAAUUGGAUAUUGGACAAUUGUAUGCAGAGGAACAUAUUAUUUUGAUGCUUUAUUGAAUAAGAUAUUAUAAGGUAUUGUUUAACACUCGUAGUGUAUUUUAAAUUAUUAAUAAGUAGACCAUUAACGUUCGUGAUUAAUCUCAAAUAUUUAUAAUAUGUGGUGUUGCGUCAAUUCACUUUAUAAGUUUGGUAUUGUGUCCACAAAAUCUGUCUUCCGUUGAAAAAUUGUAAUUCAACAACUCAUGAGGUACUUAUCAUAUCCAAUUAUUUCUUAAAAGAAUGCUUUUAAUGUUCUGUAAAACUUAACAUUAAUAAUGUAUAUUAUAGAAGAUAAUUAAGGUUACUGGAUGCGAUUUAGUUUCAAUUAACAAGUGCAUUAGGCGUAGUCGAGAUUUAACGGGUUAGAGUUUAGACAUAAAUGUUAUCUGGUCGCUUUAUCAAUCUUGUAGGCAUUGUUUUUUUUUUGUUUUUGUAAAGAAUUAUCUAGAAUAUAUUGAUGUGCAUGCGCCCUUAUAAUCCAGGCUACGCCAAUGUAUAUCUUAUUUCUAAGGAUAUGUAUCUCAUUAUAUAUUAUUCUCUCCACCACAGGGCCCUUCGACGAUACAUAUGUGACGCGUGAAAGCCUUUCGGUAAUGUGAUUGUUUUAAUUUUAAACUAUGCAAGAAUAUGAGUGUUGUUUGUUCGAUUACAUUAGAUACGAAUAAAUAUAUAACUGUC
Manduca sexta (tobacco hornworm) is the source of this 14830-nucleotide messenger RNA. RefSeq lists its product as uncharacterized. Gene Ontology annotation, cellular component: nucleus. The transcript has 21 exons. The record is from RefSeq and is a predicted model, not a curated record. Lineage: Eukaryota; Metazoa; Arthropoda; Insecta; Lepidoptera; Sphingidae. The coding region runs from base 175 to 12582 and encodes 4135 amino acids. Gene Ontology annotation, molecular function: ATP binding; ATP hydrolysis activity; ATP-dependent chromatin remodeler activity.